Messenger RNA from Aplysia californica (California sea hare), 1225 nucleotides. Its product is annotated as thioredoxin domain-containing protein 12. The transcript has 2 exons. NCBI's taxonomy places the organism in Eukaryota, Metazoa, Mollusca, Gastropoda, Aplysiida, Aplysiidae. The record is from RefSeq and is a predicted model, not a curated record. The coding region runs from base 492 to 959 and encodes 155 amino acids. Gene Ontology annotation, cellular component: endoplasmic reticulum.
AACGAUAUUAUUUAUCUUAUUUUCCGUGUUAAUGUUUGGCCAUGCCAUAUUAAUAUAUUAGACUCUCGCCUAUCAUAAAUGGUAUCGAAGAGUGGUCAUUCCUAAUCACCAUUUGUAUACAUUUGGAACUAAUAGAAAUGGCAAAAAGGGAAAAAUUGCUCUCGCAUUCGACAAUAACGAGACUUGUGUUUUGCACCAGCGAAGUUUCUUAAUACUUUUAUAGAAAGCAAAGAGUGGCUGCCAUGAUAGUGCUCAGUUUCAUUCUAUAGUAUAGGCUAUUACUAUUAUUGUUCAUUAAGUCAAUGGGCGAAACACGUUCACUCUGGCCAUGUACACGCUUUGCCCGAGACCUAAAAGGCACGACAACAGAACAGCUAUUACUGUUACGUAAUGAACGGAAGUUUUGCAUUCUUUGACUUUUGGAACCUUGCAUUCCCGAGGCCGUGGUGCAUAAGUACUUACUACCUCCGCGGAAUAGGCUAGGCCUAGUCAUGGCUCGUUUUUUGGCUGCAAGCUUCGGUCCUCUCUUCAGCAUUGUAUCUGCCGCUGAAAGGGUGAAAUCCAACGGAUGGGGCUCGAAUAUUGCGUGGAUGAGCCUCCACGAAGGCAUGCAAAAGGUCUAUACGGAGAAGAAACCCAUGAUGUUGGUAAUUCACAAGAUGACUUGUCCGGCUUGCGUCCACCUCAAGAGGAAAGUCUCCAAUAGCUCUGAGAUUCAGGCCUUGAGCAAGAGCUUCGUCAUGGUCAAUCUGGAGUACUUUGAAGCUCCCAGAGACAAAGAUUUCCACCCGGACGGGUUGUACAUCCCUCGGAUUCUGUUCUUUGGGACGGAUGGUAAAGUGAUGAAAGACAUUGUGAACAAUCCGCAAGCCCAGUAUAAGUACAACUAUCCGAAUGAGGUGAACGUCGCUACCAGCAUGAAGAAAGUGCGAGCGAUCCUGAAAGAACGAAGAAGUUGAGAAUUUUGAGUGGGUCUUCCUGAACAGUGCACUUUCAGAAUUUAAACUUUAGUAGCGUAUAAAAAAUGUAUAACGUUUUAGAAUAAUGUCAUCUACUGGCGAAGUCAUUACAUCGUCACAGAAAUGAGAGUAACCUCAACUGUGACGAUUGCCUCCCAUUAUUAACAAAUGGGAAUUAAUGUUUAUGCUUUUAUGCAUUCAUGUGUGUAUGUGAACACCCGGCUGUUAACACGCGCACACACACACACACACAAACACACACACAC